AUGCGCCUCUUACUUGCCGUCAGCUCCCUUGUUACGGCAGCCAUUGCCGCAAGCAGGACUUCAGCUCCGUCUGGUGCUAUCACAGUUGGCUCCACAGGACAGUACUCAACCAUUCAAGAUGCGAUAAAUUCUUUGAGCACAACAUCAACAGCGGCUCAAAUCUUAUUCAUCCAGGCUGGGACAUAUUCGGAACAGGUCACUAUUCCCGCCAGAGCAGCCGCCCUUACGAUUUAUGGGUCCACCACCGACACAAGCUCAUAUACAAGCAAUGCCGUCACCAUCCAACAUAGUUCGAGUCUUCUGAGCGGUGCAGCUAACGAUGAAGCCACGGGUACGGUCAUUAAUCUCGCUGCAAACACCAAGUUCUACAAUAUCAAUAUCAAGAACACGUACGGUAAAGGAUCUCAAGCUAUUGCUCUAGCUGCCUAUAACACACAACAAGGAUACUACGGCGUUGGCCUUUACGGAUACCAAGACACCCUUCUGGCUCAAAUUGGUAACCAGGUUUACGGGAAAUGCUACAUUGAAGGAGCGGUCGACUUUAUCUUUGGCCAGCACGCACGAGCAUGGAUCGAUAGCUCUGACAUUAGAGUUUCAGCAGGAGGAGGUGCUAUUACCGCGAACGGUCGUGCUUCAUCAUCUGAUGUUUCCUACUAUGUCAUCAACAAAUCCUCUGUCUCGACCUCCACGAGCUCCACCGCCGGUUCAGGGACCGUGUAUCUUGGCCGCCCAUGGAGCCAGUAUGCCAGUGUUUGUUUCCAGAACACUGUUUUGGGGGCUAUAAUCAACAGCGCGGGGUGGGAACAAUGGAGCAGUAGCACGCCAAAUACAGCAGCUGUAACUUUCCAGGAGUAUGGCAAUACCGGAACUGGUGCCUCGGGAACCCGAGCAAGCUUCUCGACAAAGCUAAGCUCAGCCGUAUCUAUCUCGACCAUUUUGGGAAGCACAUACACCAGCUGGGUCGAUACGAGUUAUUUGGCAUAG
Molecule: messenger RNA, 984 nt
Organism: Hyaloscypha bicolor E
Lineage: Eukaryota; Fungi; Ascomycota; Leotiomycetes; Helotiales; Hyaloscyphaceae
Product: carbohydrate esterase family 8 protein
Exons: 2
Coding region: 1-984 (327 amino acids)
Biological process (GO): cell wall modification
Molecular function (GO): pectinesterase activity
Source: RefSeq, a predicted model, not a curated record